This is a messenger RNA of Eublepharis macularius, 10686 nucleotides long. It is a transcript of the gene ERBB3, whose product is annotated as erb-b2 receptor tyrosine kinase 3. Gene Ontology annotation, cellular component: basal plasma membrane; signaling receptor complex. The record is from RefSeq and is a predicted model, not a curated record. The coding region runs from base 300 to 4253 and encodes 1317 amino acids. The transcript is spliced from 28 exons. Gene Ontology annotation, biological process: multicellular organism development; nervous system development; positive regulation of kinase activity. Gene Ontology annotation, molecular function: protein tyrosine kinase activity; neuregulin binding; ATP binding. NCBI's taxonomy places the organism in Eukaryota, Metazoa, Chordata, Lepidosauria, Squamata, Eublepharidae.
ACUGAGCAAAGCGCCGCGGCCGGAGUUCUUGGCUCUCGGGGGCAAGUUCGCCGCCUCGGGGGCGAAAGAAAGGGCGGCGAGCGACGGAGGGAGAGAAGGGGCGGCGGGUCCGCGCUGGUAGCCGGGAGGCUGUUCGUGAAACAGGCCCGCGCGCAGCUGCCGCGGAAAGGCCGGGGAGCGAGUCAGGUGGCGCCCGUCGAGCGCCUUCGCCUCCGCGCCCGAGAACGAUGCCGUAGCCCGGCCUUUGCGGCCACUCGCCCGCGAGAGCCCAGCGUCGUUUGCCGCAGGACCUUCCAGCCAUGAAGCGCGUCCCGCCUUUGCCGUGGCUGCUGCUGUUCCUAGGGAGCUUCCCGGCUGCGGAUUCUCAAGCAGUCUGUGCAGGUACUCUCAACGGGCUCAGCGUGACCGGCGAUGCGCCGCAGCGGUACCAGACACUGCAUAAAAUGUACAACAACUGCGAAAUUGUGAUGGGCAACCUUGAAAUUGUACUCAUUGAACAAAAUCAGGACCUUUCCUUUUUGCAGACUAUCCGAGAAGUGACUGGCUAUGUUUUGAUUGCCAUGAAUGUCUUCACAUACCUGCCGCUGGAGAAUCUGCGCAUGGUGCGAGGGACCCAGUACUACGAAGACAAGUACGCGCUGUUCAUCCUCCUCAACUAUGAGAAAAAUGUCACGCAUGCUCUGUACCAAGUGGGUUUCAACCAGCUCACAGAAAUCCUUUCUGGGGGUGUCUACAUUGGGAGGAACAAGCAGCUGUGCCACGUGGACACAAUCAAUUGGGGGGACAUCAUCCGAGACUCAGAUUUUGAGCCAGUGGUCAUAGACAACGGAGACAAGUGUCCUCCUUGCCAUGAGAGCUGCAACGGGCACUGCUGGGGCCCCGGUCCUGAUAACUGUCAAAAAUUGACCAAGAGCAUCUGCGCCCCUCAGUGCAACGGACGUUGCUUCGGCCCCAAUCCCAACGAGUGCUGCCAUGACGAAUGCGCAGGAGGCUGCACGGGGCCCCGAAAGACGCAGUGCUUUGCUUGCCGGCACUUUAAUGACAGCGGGGCCUGUGAAACUCUCUGCCCCCUUCCACUGAUCUACAACAAGCUCACGUUCCAGUUGGAGCCCAACCCUGACACUAAAUACCAGUAUGGCGGCAUCUGUGUCAAAAACUGCCCACAUAAUUUUGUGGUGGAUCAAAGCUCCUGUGUCCGAACUUGCCCUAACGACAAAAUGGAAGUGGAAAAAAAUGACCUGAGGAUAUGCGAGCCUUGUGUGGGACUCUGUCCAAAAGCCUGUGAAGGAACCGGAAUCGGAAGCAAGUUUCAGACAGUAGAUUCCAGCAACAUUGACCGCUUCGUCAACUGCACCAAAAUCCUGGGCAACUUGGACUUCCUUAUCACCGGCCUGGAAGGAGACCCCUGGCAUAAUAUCUCUGCCCUGGACCCAGAAAAACUCAACAUCUUCCGGACCGUGCGAGAGAUCACAGGCUACCUGAACAUCCAGUCGUGGCCCAAACACAUGAACGAUUUCAGUGUCUUCUCGAAUCUGGUCACUAUCGGUGGCCGGAGCCUCUAUAACCGUGGUUUUUCACUGCUAAUCAUGAAGAACACGAACGUGACCUCAUUGCGCUUCCGCUCGCUUCGAAAGAUCAGCGCUGGCAAGGUCUACAUCACCGAGAACCGGCAGCUUUGCUAUUACCACACAAUCAAUUGGGAUGUGCUCUCACGCCGGCGCUCAGACCUUGAUAUCAGGAAGAACAAGGACCAGAACAGAUGCAUACAAGAAGGAAAAGUCUGUGAUCCUCUUUGCUCCAGCGAUGGCUGCUGGGGACCUGGCCCAGACCAAUGCGUCUCCUGCCGCAACUACAGCCGCGAAGGGACAUGCGUCGACUCGUGCAGCUUCUAUGAGGGGGAGGUUCGAGAAUUUGCGCAAGAUGGCGCGUGUUUCCCAUGCCAUCCGCAGUGCCAGAGGAUCGAUGGCGACCUAACCUGCAAUGGAUCGGGAGCGGAUGCUUGCAUACAAUGUGCCGGCUAUAAGGAUGGACCACACUGCGUGGAAAGCUGCCCCGAUGGUAUCCUAGGGGAGAAAGGACUCAUCUUCAAGUUCUCAGAUGCCAACAAGGAGUGCUGGCCGUGCCAUGAGAAUUGCACACAAGGGUGUGAUGGUCCACAUCUUGAAGACUGCUUUGUGGAGCAUCUGCCCGUUGCCAGGAAAGCCCCGACGGUGAUUGCUGUGGUGGUCGUGGGUUGCCUCUUCAUCUUCUGCUCCUGCGUUUUGCUCACCUUCCUCUACUGCCGGGGCAAGAAGAUUCAGAAGAAGCGAGCCAUGCGCAGAUACUUGGAGCGAGGGGAGAGUCUGGAGCCCCUAGAUCCCAGUGAGAAAGCCAACAAAGUCCUAGCCCGAAUCUUCAAGGAGACAGAGCUGAAGAAACUGAAAGUUCUGGGAUCUGGAGUGUUUGGAACUGUGCACAAAGGUGUCUGGAUCCCAGAUGGAGAUUCCAUCAAGAUCCCUGUCAGCAUCAAAGUUAUCCAGGAUCCAAGCGGUCGGCAGACGUUCCAUGCGGUCACUGAGCACAUGUUGGCAAUAGGCAGCCUGGAUCAUGCUUACAUUGUCCGGCUCCUGGGCUUCUGUACGGGGACCCAGCUACAGUUGGUGACCCAGCUUCUACCACUGGGAUCACUGCUGGAGUACAUCCGCAAAAACAAGGAUGCUAUUGGUCCCCAGCUGAUGCUCAACUGGGGUGUACAGAUUGCCAAGGGCAUGUACUACCUGGAGGAGCACCGCAUGGUCCAUCGCAACCUUGCUGCCCGCAAUGUUUUGGUAAAAUCCCCCAGCCAGGUGCAGGUGGCAGAUUUUGGCAUUGCUGACCUGCUCUAUCCAGACGACAAGAAAUACUUCUACAAUGAGAUUAAGACACCAAUAAAGUGGAUGGCUCUGGAGAGCAUACAUUUUGGAAAAUAUACACACCAAAGUGACGUGUGGAGUUACGGGGUGACGUUGUGGGAGAUGAUGACCUUUGGAGGCGAACCCUACGCAGGUAUCCAUCUUUCAGAAGUGCCCGACCUUCUGGAGAAAGGGGAGCGCCUCUCACAGCCCCAGAUCUGCACCAUCGACGUCUACAUGGUGAUGGUGAAAUGCUGGAUGAUUGACGAGAACAUCCGCCCCACCUUCAAAGAGCUCGCCAAUGAGUUCACACGCAUGGCGCGCGAUCCCCCUCGCUACCUCGUGAUUAAGAGAGAGAGCGGGACGCUUCCCCCAGUGGAACCACCAGCGCUCACCGAGAAGGAGUUGGAUGAGAUGGAGACACUAGAAAUGGAGACGGAGUUGGAGGAGGAAGAACUUAAUAACCUCUUUUCCUCGAGGCAGUGGACGGACACCGCACGGAGCCCGACUCUCUUGAACCCGUCAUCUGGAUACAUCCCCAUGAACCAGAGCAGCCUCACGGGAAGUCGUCAGAGCACUGGAUUAGGCUCCCGGCAGACAUUGCGCAUAAGGCAGGAGUCCAUGGGCCGCACGGUGUCGGAGUCAUCGGAGGGACGGGGCACAGCCUCCGAGUAUGAUCUCACUGAGGACAUGUCAUUGUCCGGGAGCCUGUGCCACAGCUACCGGUCCCGGGGAGACAGUGCCUACCUCUCUCAGCGGGAGAGCCUUUUGCUUCCAGUUGGAAGUGCUGACGGGGAAGAAGACGCCAAUGGCUAUGUCAUGCCGGAUCGAAACGGGAGAGAGCGUGCUGCUGGCGUUGCUGCCUCCCUGCUCCGUGGCUCCCUUCCUGUGCCACAAGUGGACAAAGAGUAUGAGUACAUGAACCGGCGUGCUCCACGGAACCCGCAGCCCCGGCCAGCCUCUUUGGAGGAGCUUGGCUACGAGUACAUGGACCUGGGCUCCGAGCUGAGCGCAUCGCUCGGCAGUGUGCCCAGCUCCCAGUUAACCACGCCCUGCCGAGAUGAAGAGGAUGAGGAAGAAGACUACGAGUACAUGAACAAACAGCCCAAGCUCAGCAAGUCUCUGAGCAGCAUCCGUAGCUCCCGUGGAGACUAUACCGAUAUGGACUCUGGCAUCACACAGGGCUCCCCAGAUGAGCAGGGUUACGAAGAAAUGGAUGCUGUCUUGCCCCCUGUCCAGUGUCCCGGCUGCCAGAGCCCCCCCUGUCCCCAAAAUGGCUUCAUGAAGCCCCUGCGCAGACUGGAAGCCUCGGACUGCGCUUUCGACAACCCCGAUUACUGGCACAGUCGGUUGUUCAGCAAGGUCGAUGCCCAGAGGACAUAGCUGGGGAGGUUUUGUCUGUCCCUUUGCGGAGGGAAAAAACAAACUCUGAUCUUUUAGCCACAAACAUCCUAACUGUAAUUGUGGACUGAAAGGGGGAACUUCCGUGAAGCUCCUGUAAUGUGGGCCGCGAUGGGCAGGCACGUCAAGAGCACCAUGAUGGGGGUCUUCCAGGGUUGCAAUGCAGCCCCCCCCCUGGUCUUGCACUGCAGUUUGUCCUAUUGCACAUCUGGUCUCUUCAGUUCAAGUGCCCAGAACUCAGAGGGCAACACGGGAGCACAUGGGAAGAUAUUGUCUACUUUUCGAACAGGGGACCUUACGUUGUCGGAGACUUGCAGCCCAAUGGAGAACAUGUUUUUUUUCCCCCAGGAAGCAGCUGAAAGUUGAGCCUAAACUGACUCUACUGUGCCCUGCCCAGAACCCUCGGCCACGGCCAGAGGGUCUUGGGGUGUCUGCAACAGCCCUUGUAAAGACAACCCUCUGCCUUUCAAUAGAUGUGGGGUCUUGCAUGAGCCGAGCAUGCUGAGCCUUGCAAGGGGGUGGACAAGACUGAAGAGGAAGCCUUUUCUAGAGAUGCAGUGAGGUCCUCGCCCGCCAAUACCCCAUUCUGACAACAUCUGUAAUGAGGGAGGAAAGGACUUUUCGUCAGGGUGGAUAUGAAGGAUAAUGGUGCUUUUUUACCCCCCGACAGCUUGACAACCUCACUUAGGGAGAUAACGUGUUGCCCUGAGAUGACUUGUGGGUUUUCAAUCCUACCUCUCUGUACGGCAUUUUGGUUUUUUAAAAAACAAACAAAACAGAACUCCAGACUCGUGAGUUCUGCCUCUAGCUCGGUCGCUGAGUUUUCUUAUAUUUUGGUGUGCCUUCAGCAAACCUUGUGCUGCCUGACCGAUUCCAGAUCUGGACGGGAGCCCUUAAGAAGGUGGAAGUAGCAAAGAACAAAGUCAAAAAUUGCUGGAGACUUGAACGGGGUAGACUUCUGUCUCACUGCAACUCGAUGCUUCUUACUAUAGGCAACCUGCAGGGCCAGCCCAAACAAAUAUAUAUCCUUCUAAGUCUGUUGAAAUCAAGGGGCUUAGAGGGGCGGUAACUCUGCUUAUGAUGGCACUGCUAUACAGAAAGACUCUGUAGUAAUCUCAGGCAUCCCAAAGGAAAGGACAGCAGAGAGACAAUGCCAAGUCUCCUGGUGAAUCAAGUCACUAAUUCAGUCCUGCAAAGAAAGAGUUGGGGACCAGGUAGCGUGGCCUUUUUUAAAUGCAGCAAUCCCCCGUAUUCCCUCCCUCGGUGAAAUAUGUGAAUCUUUUCCGUAGGGGAACCAACAGAAGAGGUUUUCCAUUAGACCCCACUAUGAUAUGUGAACAUUGCAGGAGUGAUAAUCUUUACUGCUGCAAUUAAAUUGGGAGCUGAAAUUGCUGUUUCAAAAGGGUGCAAAGUCGCACCGUGGGCUUUUAACUUGAAUCAGGCUCAUUUGCACGAGCGUAUGAUUUGGAAACAAAUUUCUCUCUUUCGCCUCCCCAGCCCACCUCGAAGGCCAGUAGUAUUAACUAUUAACUCGUUUCUGUUCCCACAAAUUUUGGAUUGCGUCGUAUACAGAGAGGAACAAAAAUAAAAUCUCACCAGAAAGAGACGAAGUUUGUUCUUUUGCUGCACCGUCCUGUUUUUGAGUCCUGUAAGAAUUGUCCCUCUAGUUUGGGGGCAAAAAUAAUCCACAUUGUUCUCUCUGUAUUGUUUUCCAGCCUUUGUUUUCAGCUGCAAACAUGUGACUGAAUUUUAAAUGGAAGGGUUUUUUUUAAAAAAAAAAAGUUAAUGCAUCUUUUGUUUCGGCUGUUCGUGUAUAUAACAGGCGAAUGGAUUGUUCAGCCCAAAGCAAGAUAUGUAUGAAAUAUAACGGUAUUUCCCUCCUUUCUCUCUCUAACAGGAAUCGGAUGGCACUUUAAAGACUACCGAGUAUAAGCUUCCAUGGGUCAGAGCUCACUUCAUCAGAUGCGUCUAUUAGGGAGAUGUAUUUAUACCAUACUUAAAGCUAAAAGUGGUAGAAAGGUGAGAGAGGGAGGAUAUUACAAGGAGAGAGAGACAAGUCUCAAACGAGAUCCACAGUGAUUCCGCACACGUUGGAUAAUACACUUCCAAUCCUCUUUAUAGACCAUUUGGAACAGAUUUUUUGUGUGUGCGGAACAAAAAAUACACCUCAAACGAUUGAUAAAGUGCAUUGAAAGUGCUUUAUCCAAUGUGUGCGGAAUCACUCCCAGUUAAAAGAAUUAUCAGUUUGCUUUAGGAAAAGACUGUUCCCAGCAAAGUAGAGAGCUCUGACUCACAAAAUCAUAUGCUGGAAUAAACACUGUGUUAGUCUUUAAAGUCUGUUUAGAUAUAUAAACCCACUUUUCUCCCUAACGGGGACACAAAGUGACCUACAGCAUUAUUCUCCUUUCCUCAGUCUUACUGUCACAACAACAACAACCCUGUGAGGUGGGUAAGGCUGAGAUUGUCUAGCUCAAAGUCAUCCAGUGAACUUCUAUGGCAGGGUGGGUAUUCGAGCCAGGGUCUUCCCAGAUGUUGGUCUAACACUCUAACCACUACACCGCACUGGCUUGCCACUGGACGCCUAUUUAAUUUUGCAGCAACAGACUAUCACAGCUAUCAACAGCCCAUUCAAUAACAUUUUCAUGGUAUCGCCCUUAGCAGAAAGGACUACAAACAUUCUUAAAAGCCGAGAUAGGGUUCAAACCGUGCAAUACUAUGUGGAGUGGCUUCAUUCUAAGCCCAUUGAUUUUAAUGGGUUUACACUGCAAUCCUAUACAGAGUUACUCCAUUCAAAGUCCAUUGAACUCAAUGAGCUUGGACUUGAGUAACUAUGCACAGCAUUGCACUUUAAAGGAACUAUUGGAUUUAGCUGUACAAGUUAUUAGGUUCUGUGUUUAUAAUAUAUUCUAGGUAAAAGGUAAAGGUAGUCCCCUGAGCAAGCACCGAGUCAUUACUGACCCAUGGGGGGACGUCGCAUCAUGACGUUUUCUUGGCAGACUUUUUACAGACUUUUGCCAUUGCCUUCCCCAGUCAUCUACACUUUACCCCCAGGAAACUGGAUACUCAUUUUACCAACCUUGGAAGGCUGGAAGGCUGAGAGCCAAGCUACAAGUGACGAAUUACACUUGCCUGGCAAGUGAACAGACUCAUGUGUAUUCCUCCCUGUUCACUUGCCAUUCACUUGCUCUCCACUUGAUCAAGUGGAGCUUGUAGCUUGGCUCUCAGUCAACCUUGAGCCGGCUACCUGAAUCCAGCUUCCACCAGGAUCGAACUCAGGUCGUGAGCAGAGUUUGGGCUGCAGUGCUGCCGCUUGCCACUCUGCACCACGGGGCUCUUCAUAUAUACUCUAGCCACAGAAUAUUGCCUCUCUCCUUUCAUACUGUGGGGAAUUGGCACCCUUCGUGCAUCAGAAUUCCACAGGGUGUGGUGAAAUCUGAGAGGUGAAGACCAGCCAGAUUUACCUGGAUCCUUUGAACAGGGUUGAGCAGUCUUUCAGCUGUAGAGGCUGUGGCUGAUGUAAGAGGUGCUAUUCUGCUGCCCCCUGCAGGAAAAAAACCUUCAAGCCAAUAACCAAAGGUAAAUUUUACUGGAACAAACUCCUCCAGGAAGAGAAAGAUAAAACAGCUGGUUAUUUUUUGGCACACAGGAAGCCAAACACGGUUAAAUUUUUUGGCGCACAGGAAGCCAACCACGGUUAAAUUUUUUGGCACACAGGAAGCCAACCACGGUUAAAGUGCUGCAACAUUUGAUAUUGUGCUAAGUGAACUUGAGGUGGAAAACUUGCAAGUUCUGAAACCAAAGUCAUGUUAGAAUUAAGAUCUAGAAUUAAGAUCCCAAGAUCUCCUCCUCCAGCACUUGCCAAGAACAUCGCAGGUUCCAUAAAACAGAACCUAAAUAUAUCAAAAAGCAAAGUUUAGUUCUAUAGUGAGACAUGCUCCAUUACAGUGCUUGCGCAAAAUGCCUUAUAAAAAUGCUUUGGAAUACCGGGGACACAUUCUAGAGAAUGAUUGCCGCAACAAAACCUUGCAGAUUUCACUGGGGCUUGAUGUUACCUGGUUUCAAAACAGUGCAAUCCACUAUUUUGCUCUAGAAUAGUCCUGUAGGGUUUGCCAGCAGCCCAGAAAAACAACAACAACCGGUCUCUCUUCUAGGAAAGAGGUUUGAGCCAAAAUCCGAGGAGGCGGAAGCAGUGAAAAAUUAGAACAAAAAGAAAUUAUAUGGGUUUCUGUUGAUAAGGUUACGGAAUGCUGCUUUUCUGAAUCCCCUUUUCCAGAUUUUACCCUGAUUACUCUUGCUGCUGUCAUGUGUUUAGAUUUGCUUUGGUGGAAGUGGUUUAAGGAUGUUAAUUAAGAAACAUCAGGACUGAAUCAAUUAAAUCUGGGUACAGCUAAUAAUUGUCACGUGUUACGUGUAUUAAUGAACAAAAAGCAAGGAAACAACCUCAACUGACCAGUUUAGCUCUGGAUUUUUGUAUUUGUAUGGUAAAUGUGUCACAUUGAAUAUGUCCCCCCCUCCCCAAACUGGAUGUAUAUAUUUCUUUAUAAAUAUCAAAUUGUUUUUUUCCCCCUUUGCCAUGCUUUGAAACUGGUGAAAUGAAGGCUUUUUAUCUUUUAAAAAAAUCAGGACUGGAAGGAAUCCAAACGUUUACACAUUUUUAAAUUGCCUUGUACGAUACCCUAGUUAUGGUGUAACAUAGAAAAAUAGUUGUGUUUAAAAUACAAAGAUGAGAUGCUUCUCCUGCCAUUAGCGAAGACAACGCCUAUUCCAGGACAUAAGUGAAUUAGAAGGAUGGUGAUGGGCUUUGUAAGGAGAUGUACAGGGAUGAAUCCAUUCAAUGCUGUUUUUUGGGAUUCAAAUCAAAUUGAAGCAGAAUCUAGCAGUCAGUAAAUUCUCAUGGAAAGGACAUAAUGACCCAGACUUAGGUUUGCCAGUCUUAUCUCACACCCCCAGUGGCGGAGCAAUUUGGUCUUGUGCAAAACCGGAAGUGAUGUCAGCACACAGCAGUGCGGCUGUAGGAUUCACCCUGGGGCAUUUCUCCAACGUGAUGAUGUCUUGAAAGUGAUGUUUGCAUUUCUCCAGCAAGCAAUGGGAGACCUGGCCUUCCAAGUCCGGUUCCUGUAACUUUUAGCAGCAGUUUAACACACAUAUGUUGAGUACAUGGAGACAAAAUGAUGGGAAAUCAUUAUGUUGUUAAAGGCACAGGAACAGUCAGGAUACCCCCAAAAAACCGCAAAUGGGCCGUUUCCACACAGCUUACCUUGUUCCGGAAAACAGUGCAAUCUCGCUCGAAAUUUCACGAAAAGGCGCUGUUAUCGCGGCAGCUUGUGCAAUUUCGCGCAAUAACAGCGUCUUCUCGUGCGAUUUCACGCGAGAUUUCGCUGUUUUCCAGAACAAGGUAAGCCGUGUGGAAACGGCCAUGGACUACUCUUAAGUUUUGCUUAAAUUUCAUUGGAAAGUCCUAUGAUAAAAUAAACUGGAACGAGAUCAAUUUAUGCAUAGACUCACCUCUGCUGCUAAAACAGUUGGGAAGCUUUCAAGUCACUCAGAACCUUUCAUCAGAACAAAUAAAAAUAGCCACUGGUUCGCUAAUACACAAGUGGAGCUAACCACAUGUCAAACAUCUUGUUAUUUCAAAUGUAACCUUGUUUGGUAGCAUUGCUUUGGGAAAGCUCAAUGUAAUUGCCUGGCAUGGAAUUCUGAUGGUGGUUGCCAAAUUGUGACUGUAAUGUACAUUAUCUUCUAGUGUUUGGAAAGAGGGACAUCUCAGCCCAAACAGAAGCUUUCUUCAAAGGCCCUAGCUACUAGAGUUGCCAACUCUGGGAUGGAAAAUUCUUGGUGAUUUGGAGGUAGAACCUAGGAAAGGUGGGUUGGGGGCCUCAGCAUGUUAUAAUGCCAUACAGUCCACCCGCCAAAGCAGCCAUUUUCUCCCAAGGAACCAAUUACUGUCUUUCUGGAGAUCAGUUGCAAUACUUGGAGAUCUCCAGACUGUACCUGAAAGUUGGCAACCCAACUAGCUACACUACAACGUGUGUGUUUGUUUGUUUGUUUGUUAGAGGGUCACUAACAAAGCUUGUCUAAUAGAAAUUUCUACUUUCUCUUGCACAGACUUUCUCUGGGGGGGAAAAGGAAGGACUGUAAAACCAGAUUUGAGUUUGUAUUGUGGGUAUGUUGUUGAUUUCUUCAUCUCAGUAUGCAAGUCAAUGAGGUUCUUUCUCAUAACAUGACCACACAAGCAUGUUUUUGAGGGGAAAAGUGGAAUUAGAUCUGUUCCGUGCAGGAGAGGCACUGGCUGUGAACUACUUUCUAAAUUAGGAUAAUCCCGUUUUUUACUGACAAGGGCCUUUCCUGUUGUUGAAGGCCUCAAAAAGUAUGUGUGUUUUGAAUACAAAAUAAAAAGCGACAUUGAUAAAGCUCA